Messenger RNA from Salvia miltiorrhiza (redroot sage), 3219 nucleotides. Its product is annotated as MDIS1-interacting receptor like kinase 1-like. The record is from RefSeq and is a predicted model, not a curated record. NCBI's taxonomy places the organism in Eukaryota, Viridiplantae, Streptophyta, Magnoliopsida, Lamiales, Lamiaceae. Gene Ontology annotation, biological process: protein phosphorylation. Gene Ontology annotation, molecular function: ATP binding; protein kinase activity; protein binding.
UAUAAACCGAGCUUCCUCCGCUACCCCACCAGCCCCGCCAAGAAACAUGAUGAAAAAGUGAUCCCAAAACAAGAAACAAAUCAACAUGAAAAACAAGUUUCUCUUACUCUUUCUCUUCUUCUCUUGCCACUAUAUCUCCUCCUUCUCUGAGGUGGAUGAAGCGUCGCUUCUUCUGUCGAUCAAAGCAGCCCUCUUCGACCCACUGGAUCAUCUCGGAGACUGGAAAUCGCCCGAAAACCACUGCAGAUGGAGUGGAGUUGGGUGCGGCCACAAUGGCAUGGUUGAGAAUCUUCAUCUUUCACACAUGAAUCUCUCUGGUAGGCUGCCUGAUGCAAUCCAGGGAUUGACAAGCUUGAAGCAUCUCAACCUCAGCUGCAACGAAUUCGCCUCGCCAUUGCCCAACUCCUUCUCCAAUCUCACCGCACUCGAGAGCAUUGAUCUCAGCCAGAACUAUUUCAUCGAUGCAUUCCCCGGGCUGGCCGCCGGGCUGGUGGCUGUGAACGCCUCCGGGAACAACUUCUCCGGCCCCCUCCCCGACGAUCUCGGCAAUGCCACCUUGCUGGAGAGCCUCGACCUUAGAGGGAACUUCUUCCAAGGCUCAAUUCCUAGAAGCUACAAGAAUUUGGGGAGUUUGAGGUUUCUCGGCCUCUCCGGGAAUAAUCUGACGGGCGAGAUUCCGGCAGAGCUAGGCGCGAUGGCCUCGCUCGAGACCAUGAUUCUCGGAUACAAUGCCUUUGAUGGAGGGAUUCCCGCCGACUUGGGCAAUCUCACCAAUCUCAAGUAUUUAGACAUUGCCAUUGCCAACCUCAGCGGCCCGAUUCCACCGGAAAUGGGGCGGCUGAAGCAGCUCACUACAAUUUUCCUGUACCAAAACAAUCUCCAAGGGAAGAUUCCGGCUGAGAUGGGCAACUUGACGGAACUGCAAUUCCUAGACGUGUCCGACAACAUGCUGUCGGGGCAGAUUCCGGCAGAGAUAGGGCAGCUGAAGAAUCUACGGCUGCUGAAUCUGAUGUCGAAUCAGUUAACUGGGUGGGUCCCACCCGGCAUUGCCGAGUUGGAUCAGCUUCAAGUGCUUGAGCUCUGGAACAACACACUGUCAGGCGCUCUGCCGCCUGAUCUCGGCAGGAACGCGCCUCUCCAAUGGCUCGACGUCUCAUCCAAUAUGCUGUCGGGUCCGAUCCCGAGUGGGUUGUGCGAUGCAGGCAACCUCACUAAGCUCAUCCUCUUCAACAACGCCUUCACCGGUUCAAUUCCAGAAGCUCUGUCGAGUUGCGGAUCACUGGUUCGCCUUCGGAUGCACAACAAUCGCCUCUCCGGCGCCAUCCCUUUCGGUUUCGGGAGGCUAGGCAAGCUGCAGAGGCUGGAGCUCGCCAACAACAGUCUCACCGGCCAGAUCCCUGCCGAUCUUGCUGCUUCUACUUCACUUUCUUUCAUCGAUCUCUCCAGAAACCAACUCCGAUCGCCGCUCUCAUCCUCCAUUCUCUCCAUCCCGACUCUCCAAAGCUUCAUCGCCUCGGGCAAUAGGUUGUUCGGACAAAUCCCGAAUCAGUUCCAGGAGUGCCGUGAACUCUCAGUGCUGGAUCUUUCCUCCAACACUUUGAGCGGUGACAUUCCGUCGAGCAUUGCUUCGUGCGAGAGGCUGGUGACUCUCAAUCUGCGAAACAAUGGGUUAACAGGUUCCAUCCCAUGGCAGAUAGCUAUGAUGCCUACGUUAGCCGUUCUUGAUCUAUCAAACAACUCUCUCACGGGAGGAAUCCCUGAGAAUUUCGGCAACUCCCCGGCUUUGGAAUCGAUCAACGUUUCCUACAACAAGCUCCAAGGCCCCGUGCCGUCCAACGGCAUGCUCAGAACGAUCAACCCCGACGAUCUUGCAGGCAACGCCGGCCUAUGCGGCGGCGUGCUGCCUCCUUGCCCUCACCUGCAGCGAGCAGAUCACCGGCCGGUGCAAAACACAUUAAUUGGGGGAUGGAUUAUUGGGAUUUCGACGAUGUUGGUGGCGAUUGCGCGGGCCGUGGGAGCACGAUCCGUGUACCUAAAAUGGCGGGAAGGGAGGUGUUUCGAGGCUGAGAUUGAGAAGGGCGAGGGGGAAUGGCCUUGGAGACUGAUGGCGUUCCAGAGGCUGGGAUUCAACAGCGGCGACAUUCUCUCGUGCAUCAAGGAGUCGAAUGUGAUAGGGAUGGGGGCGGCGGGGACGGUGUACAGAGCGGAGAUACAGAGGCUGGGGACGACGGUGGCAGUGAAGAAGCUGUGGCGGUCGAGCGAUGAUCUGGAGAUGGGAGGCAGCGGGGAGCUGGUCGGAGAAGUUAAGCUGCUGGCGAGGCUGAGGCACCGCAACAUAGUGAGGCUGGUGGGGUUCCUUCACAACGAGAGCGAGGCGAUGAUAAUCUGCGAGUUCAUGCAGAAUGGGAACGUGGGAGAGGCCUUGCAAGGGAAGCUGGUGGAGUGGGUGUCCAGGUACAACAUAGCCGUCGGGGUGGCGCAGGGGCUGGCGUAUCUCCACCACGACUGCCAUCCGCCGGUCAUCCACCGCGACGUCAAGUCCAGCAACAUCCUGCUGGACGAGCAUCUCCAGCCCCGGAUUGCUGAUUUCGGGCUGGCCAAGCUGGUCGUGGGGAAGAAUGAAACGGUUUCAAUGGUGGCAGGCUCGUAUGGCUACAUAGCCCCGGAAUACGGGUACACCCUGAAAGUGGAUGAGAAGAGCGACGUGUACAGCUACGGAGUAGUCCUGAUGGAGCUGGUGACGGGGAAGAAGGCGGUGGAGGCGGAGUUCGGGGAGGCGGUGGAUAUUGUAGGAUGGGUGAGAGGGAAGCGGAAGGUGGAGGAAGCUCUGGAUCCAAGUGUGGGGAACACCAAAGACGCUCAAGAAGAAAUGGUGUUGGUUCUCAGAAUUGCUCUUCUCUGCACGGCCAAGCUUCCCAAGGACAGACCUACCAUGAGAGACGUCUUAAGCAUGCUCGCAGAGGCCAAGCCGCGCUCCACCAAAACCGCUGCUAUUCACAACCCAGUCUUCACCUCUUCCACCUUUCAUUUCUAACUUAAAUCACUUCCUUUCUUAUCUAUCUUUUGCUCCUUUUCUUUUGGGGGGAGUUUUGUAUUUAAAAUUAGGAUCACAACAAAUACAGGCAUAUCUUCUUCUUCUUCUUUUUAAAGUAGUUUGUAAGAUAAAAAGAAAGAUGAGAAUUGAUCAGAUGCCAAGGAACAAGCAUAUCCUCCCAGCCA